Molecule: messenger RNA, 1169 nt
Organism: Stylophora pistillata
Lineage: Eukaryota; Metazoa; Cnidaria; Anthozoa; Scleractinia; Pocilloporidae
Source: RefSeq, a predicted model, not a curated record
UCGAGACCGAAAUAAUGAUAAUCGUUACUUCUUAAUUGGCACCAAAUUAAUGAUUAUGGUAAUCUCAUGACAUGCGUUCUUGACGCUUUAAAAUGAAGAGGAGGCUUCAGUUCCACACUCUUACAGCAUCCAAGAUGGCGUAAGAAGGGGAAAACCGAAAGAGAAAGCUGCCCUCAAUGUCCGAGCUUCUCAGUAAAGGGAAAGAAUUGUUGGGUUUGUCAAAGAAGAAACAGCGGAAAGCUCGACAGUAUGAAUUUGCUAGUGACCCCGUUUCAGGACUUCGUAAUAAUAAGGGAACAUACUCUGGUCAGUCGAAAAGAAGACGAAAAGAUACAAAUUCUAUCCUUGAAACCUCAGUUCCUCAUGAACGUGAUGACCUUUCAGAGAAUGCGAGUGCAAGUUAUGGACAUGAAAGUGCGGAUCAAACCACGCGCGCGUCCAGUACAGUAGGAGGAGAAAUGAAAGAAAUCCUGUUGGAGGCACAGGAGCUUUUGCAGAGAUUGCAAGAAAGCAACCCACCAAAAAGACAAAAUUGGGCAGAAAGGCAGACACUCUAGACUGAAAGCUGGGAAGAGCAACAGUCAACAAUAUUUAAAGAGUUACUGGAAGCCACUUAUGCUGUUCCUGAAAAUAUCAUGUGCAGCAGAUGCUUAGAUAAAGCUGCAGUUGUGAGAUGUGACAUGCGUUCCACCAUGCGACACUUGUGCUCUGAAUGUGACCAGCAAGUUCAUGAAUGCUGGCCAUUUCAUGAUAGGGAUGCCAUAGUUAAUGGGCACUAUUUCCCAAUACCUGCAACAACGACAUGGAGCAGUAGUAGACAAUGGGAAAUAGUUGGUAAUCUUUCAGUUGUUUACAAUGUAUUUGUAUAUUCGUAGGAUCAAGAAAUUCCUCAUUGAUUUUUCCAUUAUACAUUGCUUGAUACAUAGAAAUAGAGUGUGAUGUAUAUUGAGAUGGGAAAAAAGAGAGAUUAUACUUCAUCCCUACAAGCCUGUUAUGUGCUUACUUACUCGAUCAUCAGAGGAUUUUGUAACAAAAUCCCCUGAUGAGUGGGUAAACAGCCUUGUAGGGAUGAUAGUAUAGUCUCUUAGAAUUUUCUCUAUCUCAAUGUAUGUAUAUAUGUAUGUAUAUAUGUGUGUGUGUAUAUGUAUAUAUAUAAAUACAUAAUGUCU